Messenger RNA from Trypanosoma rangeli, 1896 nucleotides. RefSeq lists its product as uncharacterized. NCBI's taxonomy places the organism in Eukaryota, Euglenozoa, Kinetoplastea, Trypanosomatida, Trypanosomatidae. The record is from RefSeq and is a predicted model, not a curated record. The transcript has a single exon. The coding region runs from base 1 to 1896 and encodes 631 amino acids.
AUGCUCCGAGUGUGCAUCAACGUGGAGGACGCGCUUGCACUGAGCAAGCGGUGGCAGGUCCCGUUGCUGGUAUUCGUGCACAGCGCUAUUGAAGAGACGCCCAGGACCCAUACCGACGAUGUUGACUUGGCGGAAAUGUAUACGUUGUCUUCCCAUGGAAAGCGCGUCAUGAAGGCAACGUUUCAGUUGGGUAGCGCGCCGCUGGCCGGCAAUGGGGUAGCUCAGCGGCAUGCGUUGGAGGUCGUGUUGCACGCAUCCCGCUUGGAUUUAAUGGCGGUUGUGCAUUUUAUGGAGGCAGGGUCUGCGGCGCACAACCUCUUCGUUGCCGCGGUGCCGGAGUCCAGUACCAGCGUUCCGCGUCUGCAUGUCUUUCCACCCUCGUUACGGGAACGUCCACGGAGUGUGUUGAGCGGUUCCACCCUUACCCCUGAGCUUAUUUGCGAGGCCGUUCGCAUUGAGCUGCAGAUGCCCCCACCAACGAAACUUGCCGGAGCGAAGGAGGAAUUUAUGCGGCACGUUGAAGAGAUGAAUGCUGCCACGGCGGCGGGGGGCAGCGGUGCGGCGGCGUUGAUGAGAGCUGGAGUCGGCGCUGCUUCUGCGCAUACAAUGGCGUCGGGGGCGGGUUUCAAUGGUCCUACGGGUCUGCACUUUGUUGCGCUCAACGGCCUUGAGAAACGGGAGGUGGUCGUCACCUCGCCUGGCAUGACGCUGCGUACCGUGUGGGUGAAGGUCCAGCAGGCCCUUAACCGGGAGCAGCAGGCGGCGGGCGAGGCGGCGCAUCCACCUGGGAGCGCGACUUUUGUCCUACACGUCGCACCGCCCGCUACCGCUGCCGUGGGAGCCGUCAGUGAAGGAGAAACGACCGACCAGGUGGUGGUGGUGGUGGACUCUGUGGAGGCGGCCGCCAGGCUUGAUAUUCAGACGCUGCCGCACAACACAACGGUGACGGUUGUACGGGGCGGGGCGAGUGCGACAGCGCCGCAGCCCGCUGGGGAAGAGUGCAACCGUGGACCGCACACCAAGCACGGCGAGGAGCGACCGACGGGAUGCUGCGAUGGAGGCGUGUGUAGGAUUCGUGGCACGCCUCCGAGCAGCGAGCCGAACUCCGCCCAACAGCAGAAAACGAUGCCGGCACCCCCCACAACCCCCGCCAUGGAAGCAAGCGAGGAAGCACCACCGGAGCCAAAGCCCGCCGUUGCCAAGGCAUCUGCCUGUAUUCACGUGCGCUGCUCCCUGCCGAGCGGGGGCACCCACACCGUGGAUGAGCUUGACCCCGCUGUUGCAACCUUAUCCACGCACCUGCGUUGCCCCCUUGCAGAGCUGCUUGGUCACAACGCCUUUGUCUUUGCUCGCGCGUACCCGCCUCAUCGCUUCUCCCUAGAUGAGGAGGCACAACCGCUUGAGACCCUCGGCAUGCGCACCUCGUCAGCAUUGCGAGUCGUUCCCACCGGUGGCCCAUCCACAACACUCCCACCGGAGCGAAAACCUUCAAAUAACAGUAAAGGUGGAUUAUAUGAUCUCGUGUCCUCGCUGCUGCGACGUGGCACUGGGUUAACUCCUGCCGCUGCACCCGCGCACGUCCCUCGUGAAUCCGUGCUUGCCGGUAAUGUACGUGGCACUGCUACGACUGACACAAGGGUCCGAUUCGGCACUAUGGCCGAGCUCCGUGCGAAGGAGGAGGAAGAAGAAAAACGCGUUGCGGCCGAGGCCAACGCGAUGACCGAUCGCCAAAACGAAUACCGUAAGAAGGCGAACAGGUACUAUGGUGGGAGUUCCACUGAGUACACGGGAUGGGACGGCAACGAGGAGGAAGAGGAGGGGAAGGAUGAAGAAAAAGAAGGCGGUGCUGGCAACGGCGGCAAGAAGUUUACGGGACACGCCAAAAGGAAUUUUUAG